Anolis sagrei ordinatus is the source of this 2593-nucleotide messenger RNA. It is a transcript of the gene ACD, whose product is annotated as ACD shelterin complex subunit and telomerase recruitment factor. The record is from RefSeq and is a predicted model, not a curated record. Gene Ontology annotation, molecular function: telomeric repeat DNA binding. Gene Ontology annotation, cellular component: telomerase holoenzyme complex; shelterin complex; chromosome, telomeric region. Gene Ontology annotation, biological process: telomere maintenance via telomerase; telomere capping; negative regulation of telomere maintenance via telomerase. NCBI's taxonomy places the organism in Eukaryota, Metazoa, Chordata, Lepidosauria, Squamata, Anolidae.
CUUCCGCCCCCCACGCCACACUGGGCAGCCGUUCCUUCCCUAAAGCUCGCUCCCUCCCCCCUCCUCCUCCUCCCGCAGCAUGGACCCCGCGGCAUCCCAGAGCCGGGCAGGCGAGAGUUUGGAUAGUGAGGACAGCCAGACAAAGAGGCCGACCAACCUGGAACCGUGGAUUGUGAAUCUCCUGCUCGACUAUGAAAAGCCUGACACCAAAGAAGAUGAACAAUAUGGGCAUGUCCAGAAGGUUUUGAAUGAUGCAAAAGAUCUAAAUCUGGAUGGAAAAUGUCCAGCAGCUGUUCUGCGCAUUGCAGAUGGACAUCACUAUAUUCGAGCAGCUGUUGCUGAUAAUGCUCUUCAGGCGACACCACUCUGUCAAUCACUGUCUGGAUAUUCGAGUAUUGUUGGCCAGUUCAUCGUGCUGAAGAAGUAUAGGGUGUGUUUUAGAAAGGCAACUAAAGUGGAGGAUUGUGAAUUCUACCUCGCCCUCAGUUGUUUCCAGGUGGCAGCCAUGAGAAGAAGGCAGGAAAUGAAGCAGCGGGACUGUAACCAAGUGCCAUCUGUGCUAAAGAGGAUAAAGGAAUUAUGGCAGAAAACCUUUGCCAUGCAGCCCUGGUAUAAUAAUUCUGCAUCAGGUUUUUCUCAAAUACUGCAAGAGUUGGAAGAGGAUGAACUCGACACUAUGAAACAAAAUGUCAGGGAUUGCCUCGAUUUAUUCAGUUCCACCCAUCAGCUGAAUUCUGAGCAGUUGGCUGUGUAUCCUGAAACCAAAUGGCAAGUGGAACGCAAACGAGAUAAGGGGCACCAGAAUACUUUUAUGGUACCAGCAAAGUUCCUGGUAAUCAGUGCAGAAAACGAAGAAAUACUUCGCAAGUCAUACCCACAAAAGAAAUGUCAAGAUGCUUCUGAUACUAGUAGUUGCAGUCAAGGUGAUGACAAGAGCUCUGCAUCCUUUGUCAGUGAGGAAUCUGGAAGUCCGAAUGGCUCCUUAGAAAAUCCUUGGGACAUUUUUCCAGGAAUGACUUUGACUUCUUCCAGUAAUAAAUCUGGCACCCCACCUGGCCCUUCGCAUGCACAGCAGGUGCUGCUGGCCAGAACUGCCGAGGAAGAGGCCCCAUGUUCCAGCAGCUGUACCCCAGAUUUUCUGGAGCCUUGUAGUUCUGAGCACGUUGAGCCAACAGCAUUCCCAUCUCACAAGAAGGCAUUGCUCAAGGAAUCAGCCUGUCAGGAUUCCACUCCUCUUGAGCCAAACACUGUCCAUGAGACCAGCAAAAGGGCAGAUAGUAAUGAGAGCAUUCCCUGUGCCCAGCCCCUCAAAAAUUCAUAUUCUGACGCCACUAUGUACUCUCCAGGCCAUCCUUCUUUGGUGAACGAUGCCUCUCGUGGGCCCUUGUCUGAAAAGACAGUGGAAGGUAAUGCAAAAGGUUUAAAGAAGAAUAAAGCGACAGAGGCUAUGGAAGGAGCUCCGGCUACAGGUGGGAAAGCUGUAGCAAAGAAACGGAAACGUGUGAUUUUAGAUGAAGAUAACUAUGAGACGUUCACCAUUCCAACUCAUGCCAGACAAAAAGCUGCAAGGCAAACUUGUACCAGAGCAUUUCCCAAGUCUAACAAGUCAGAUAAAAUGGUGGUUUGGAAACCUCCCUUAAAUUUUGUAAGCACUUCCAAGAAGAGCCGGACUGAGGAGAUUCAAGCCCAACAUCAUCCAGCCAUGGAGUCCAACAGAGACCAACACCUCUGCAGAUGUACAGAGAGACGACACGAACGUGAGCGGAAUCAAGGGGCAGCAGGAGGUACUAAUGGAUGCCCAAAACAACAAAUUGGAGCUCCAGAAGAGGAACGUGUGAGAAGACUCCCUUUUCACGUGACAUAUGAACCACCAACACCUGAAGUCUGCUCUCAAGUGCGCUCUACAAGGAUAUCAAGAGCAUUGCUGAGGUGGGCCUGUUGGGUUUUCACCAAUGCACAAGGCCGGUAGUCUUCACUGAUGAGUCCUCUCCAUUUCAGAUGUGCUUUGCUUGAACUCCUCUGUUAUGUUAUAAUGUUUUCAUCGUUAUUAAGAUUCAUAUUGAAUUUGAAUUUGCUGUUUGUUUACAUGCAUAAAGAAAUUGGGAUCUAUUUCCAUGAUGGCCCAAGUGCAUAAUGGAAUGGCUCCUGAACUUUUGGCACAAAAGGAUAUGUCCGUGGUUUUGUUACACUCCUUUUCCUAGCUGUAAGCGGUCAUAGAUUGUAUCUGCCAUUAAGCAUUUGUCAGAAUACUGGAAUGCAAGAAGAUGAUGGUGAAAUCAUCAGCUCUCAAUUGGAUAGCUUUUAUCUUUAAUUGAUCUGAUCAUUUCCCUGUUGCAUUUAGUUACAAAAUACUUCAUAUAGUUUACAUGCUUGAUAAAAUGCUUUGGAGACAAAACAAAUUAGAAAAACAACAACAUCGCCGUCAUAGAAAAUAUACCUUUGUGCCCUUUCCAUGGCUGAGCACAGAAAAUCAAACAUGGUUCCGAAGUUGAAAACAGAAAACAUUUCUAUGGUCCUCUGCUUUUAAAAAGGACUGAAUGUAAAGAAAACCAGCCAUUUGUGCUAUAAUAUUUAUUAAAUAUACAUGCAAUAA